Messenger RNA from Xiphias gladius (swordfish), 2576 nucleotides. RefSeq names its product F-box only protein 41-like. The transcript is spliced from 16 exons. The record is from RefSeq and is a predicted model, not a curated record. Bases 11 to 2530 code for a protein of 839 amino acids. Gene Ontology annotation, molecular function: protein binding. Lineage: Eukaryota; Metazoa; Chordata; Actinopteri; Istiophoriformes; Xiphiidae.
CUGGUGAAUCAUGUCUUCCUCCUCUUCCUCCUCCUCCUCCUCCAGCUCUUCUUCCUCUUCCUUGGAGCUGCCCUACUUUUGUCCUCGCUGCGGUGACAAGUUUCGUUUCUUGUCUGUACCUGAACUCCGGGCUCACCUGGUUAGCCAACACACCUAUGAGACCCUGCUGGUGCUGUCGCAGGCUCGGGUUCGAAGCUCCAGACCGGGUGUUCUCCUCCCACUCCCCGGCCCUGCUGUUUCCCAAAGACAGAGCUCUUCUCUGGGCAUGGAGCCCCACAGCUUCCCCCUGCAGCUGGCCUGCCUGGAUCUCGCCUCGUCGUCUGCCUCCAUCCAACUGCUCAGGGAAAUGUUUGGCUCUUCGGAUCGUGCUACUCCCGCCUCCACAGGACAUCCAGAGGAACCCUCGACCGCUCUGGCCCUCCCUGGCUCUCUGGAGCCUUUUCCUGGGAAGGAACUCGGCGAGGUGGGGGUCCUGGAGUUCGGGCUGACGGUGGGGAUUGGGCUGGAGGAGCGACUGGGGCUGGGACUGGACCAUAAAAUUGCCCGUACGUUCGCAGAGGUGGAAGAGAGGGUGAACCGCCGCGUGGGCCGACUGAAGGUGGAGCUACAGAGGAGGGAGGCGGAGCUAGAGCGGGAGAGGUGGAAGGGGGAACGACUGAGGAGUGAGAAACAGGAGGUGGAGGAGAGGGCGGAGUACCUGUCCAGACAGGUCUCAGCUGCCACGGAGAUGAUGGAGCGAAUAAAGAAAGAUCUGCAAGGAAAAGAGAAAGAGCUGAAUGAACAACACCGGGAGAUGGUGGACAUUGAGCAUUUUCUGAGGGAGAUGGCAAAAAAAGAAGCAGAGGCCAAAAGCAGACUGCAGGUGUUUAUCGAGACGUUGUUGGAACGAGCCGACCGUGCAGAGAGACAGUUACUGCAGCUCAGCUCACGCACACAUCACAACCACUACACGCACCACAACGACAAAUACGCACACACGGACGUAUGUGAUGACCCGUACACAUUCACGCAGGUAUACACACCUGUACCCGGCCGAGGAGGACGCAGUCUGGAUGGCAGCACCCACGACAUCAUUGCAGAAAAGAUGCAGGGAACCAUUGGUAACCGGAGGAGUUACAGUGUUUCGGGCUCCUGCAGACUGGGAGAGCAGCUCUACAGCCACCAUCACUAUAGCAGUCUGACCGGGCGUAUGAGGACCUUGUCUCUGGGUUCGGGGGGGUUGGGCUGUGAGGUGGGGUCGGUCCAUCUCCACCCCCCUCACUACCCUCCACCCUGGACUCGACGAGAGAGAGGAGGGAGAGAUGGGAGAAGAGAGAGAUUCUGGGUCGAGGAAGGAGGAUGGGGGAGAACGUGGAGCAAAAGAAACUGUUCUCACCACAGCACUGAGGAAGAGGAGGAUGAGGAGGAAGAUGAAGAGGAGGAAGGCUGGAGCAGCGCUGAGAUGAGGAGGCUCGUCUUCGCCAGAACACGCACACCUGGAUCAGACAUCCCCUCCCCCCUCUGCUCCCCCCUCUCUCGUCGUCAUGGCGACAGACGGCUGGGGGCGGACACCUUGAGGCUGAGGGCGGGGCUUUUCUGCGUCUUCCCAUAUUUGGACAUGCACUCGUUGCUGCGUGCGGCCGAGGUGUGCUCUGAUUGGCAGUUCGUUGCCAGGCACCCGGUGGUUUGGACACGCCUCCGGCUGGAGAACGCCAGAGUGUCGGCCGAGUUCCUGACCACUCUGUCCCAGUGGUGUACUCAAACUCAGUCUGUGGUUCUUAACAACCUAAAGCCACGAAGCAGACGAGCCGAUGAGCCGCGAGAGGAUUACCACAGGAACACGAGAGGCAGUGUUGAGCCGGGGGUGGAGGCCCUGCUGCGGUCCGCGGGGGGCAGUCUGCUCCACCUGUCUGUAUCUCAGUGUCCUCACAUCCUCACUGACAGGACGUUGUGGUUGGCUAGCUGCUACUGCAGGAACCUGCAGACGCUCACAUACAGGAGUUCAUCAGAUCCGCUGGGUCAGGAGGUUCUCUGGGCCCUGGGUGCCGGCUGCAGGAACAUCAGCAGCCUGCAGGUGGCGCCUGCUCACCCCUGCCAACAACCAACUCGCUUUGGAAACCGCUGCCUGCAGACGAUUGGUCGAUGCUGGCCACGCCUCCUUUCACUCAGUGUGGGUGGGGCCGGCUGUGGGACUCAGGAAUUGGUUGCUGUUGUGCGUACCUGUGCUCACCUGGAGGUGCUGGAGUUGGAGCGCAUUACCGACCUCGGGCUGCAGGUGGCGACGGAGCUGUGCAAAGCUGGACUGAAGAGUCUGCAGACGCUGAUCCUGACACACACACCUGUCAGCGGUCAGGCCAUCCUGCACUUCCACAGUGUGUGUGAUAACAUCAGGUCUAUCGUGGUUGAGGUCUCAGUGUCAGAUUACUUUGAGGAGCCGGACACUCGGGAAGCUCAACACCUGUUUGGAGAAAUUCUCAGCACAUUAAAGGUUCUUCAGAAGCGUCCCGGGCUGUGUGACGUCCUGCAGGUCAAAGUCGAAGGACUCUGCUGACCUCAAAACACACACACGCACACACACUUGUACUUCUAUACUCGUC